Equus quagga is the source of this 2735-nucleotide messenger RNA. RefSeq names its product COP9 signalosome subunit 7A (gene COPS7A). The transcript is spliced from 8 exons. The record is from RefSeq and is a predicted model, not a curated record. Gene Ontology annotation, biological process: COP9 signalosome assembly. The coding region runs from base 215 to 1042 and encodes 275 amino acids. Gene Ontology annotation, cellular component: COP9 signalosome. Lineage: Eukaryota; Metazoa; Chordata; Mammalia; Perissodactyla; Equidae.
CUGCCGGAGGUGACGGAGCGGCGGCCCCGCCCGGUGCGCUGGAAGACGAAGCUUCCAGGUAGCGGCCCGCAGAGUGUGAUCCAGGGUACGACCGGGCAGGCAGCGGGAGCCCACCGUCCCUUGGCGGCCUCUUUAAGGGAGGGGGCGGAGCCACGUGGAAGGAGUGUGAGGCUCCAGACAUCCUGAGCCCAGGUCCCCCCACCUCAGUGCAGCCAUGAGUGCCGAGGUGAAGGUGACAGGGCAGAACCAGGAGCAAUUUCUGCUCCUGGCCAAGUCGGCCAAGGGGGCAGCGCUGGCCACACUCAUCCACCAGGUGCUGGAGGCCCCUGGUGUCUACGUGUUUGGGGAACUGCUGGAUAUGCCUAAUGUUAGAGAGCUGGCUGAGAGUGACUUCGCGUCCACAUUCCGGCUGCUCACGGUGUUUGCUUAUGGGACAUAUGCUGACUACUUAGCUGAAGCCCGGAACCUUCCCCCACUCACAGAGGCUCAGAAGAAUAAGCUUCGACACCUAUCAGUCGUCACCCUGGCUGCCAAAGUCAAGUGUAUCCCAUAUGCAGUGUUGCUGGAGGCCCUUGCCCUGCGUAACGUGCGGCAGCUGGAAGACCUUGUCAUUGAGGCCGUGUACGCCGAUGUGCUUCGCGGUUCCCUGGACCAGCGCAAUCAGCGGCUGGAGGUUGACUACAGCAUUGGGCGGGACAUCCAGCGCCAGGACCUCAGUGCCAUUGCCCGAACCCUGCAAGAGUGGUGUGUGGGCUGUGAGGUAGUGCUGUCAGGCAUUGAGGAACAGGUGAGCCGUGCCAACCAGCACAAGGAGCAGCAACUGGGCCUGAAGCAGCAGAUUGAGAGUGAGGUCGCCAACCUUAAAAAAACCAUUAAAGUUACAACAGCAGCAGCAGCCGCAGCCACAUCUCAGGACCCUGAGCAACACCUGACUGAGCUGAGGGAACCAGCUCCUGGCACUAACCAGCGCCAGCCCAGCAAGAAAGCCUCAAAGGGCAAGGGGCUCCGAGGGAGCGCCAAGAUUUGGUCCAAGUCGAACUGAAGGGACUGUCGUCUCUUUCCUGGGGAUGUGCUUCCCAGCUGCCUGCCUGCCCUUUAGGAGUCCUCAGAGAGCCUUCCUGUGCCCCUGGCCAGCUGAUAAUCCUAGGUUCAUGACCCUUCACCUCCCUUCUCCUCUUCCCCACCCCCAAGCAUAGAUCACACCUUCUCUAGGGAGGAGGCAAGUACAAGUGUGUUUUUGUUGGUACUUUUUGUUUUAUGUGACUUUUUUACGUGUCCAUUGUCCCCCUCCCUCCCAUGCUCUCUUCCCUGUUUCUUUCUGAGCCAGCAUCUAUCCCUGUUUAUUACAUGUCAUUCAGAAGGUGGGGCUGCUCCUUCUCCAGCAUAACACACAUGUGUUCCUUCUCCCACCACCCCAUCCCUGCAUGCCUGGUCCCCAGUUCUACUCCCAAGCCCCAGACUAUUUGGGCAGCAUCUGCAGAGCCGGAGGGCUCCCACCUUUAUUCCCACCCUCAGAGUUCCAGGAGCCAGUCGGCCAUUCUAGGAGUCACUGGACACUUUCAUCCUAGAAUCCUGUCACACUACAGUUGUUUCCUUUCCUCUCUCUUCCCCUUGGAUCCUGGGAAUGCUGCUGCUUCAAUGACCCCAGAGCCUCAGAAGGCUAGCUGUUUCUUGAGACGUUGAGAGAUGGUUCUUUCUUGGCCCUGGCUAUCUUGGAAAGCCUGAUGGCAAUCCUGGAAGGAUUUAUACUUCCUUUAGUGAGUUUGGUGGGGAAGGGAAGGGGAUAUAGAUUGUAUUAAAAAAAAAAAAAGUAUAUAUACAUAUAUCUAUAUACAAGAUGACACAGAAAUAAAUCUAUGAGAAGUCUAUCUACAAACAUGCCCUGAACUCUAGGUAUCUUCUGUCUUUGAUAUCUGUGGAUGGGAAGAAGGCUCAUUCCCAUUCCACUCUAAAGCAAAGUGCUGGAAAAAGAAGAGAACCAGAGAAGAUGUGCUGAAUCCUGACCUAGAGGCCAGGAGACCUAGAUGCUGGGCUCUGUGACUUUGGACAAGUUUCUCAGUAUCUCAGCAUCAUUCAGAAGCUGUGGAUACUUACUGAGCACCAACGUGUGAUAGGUGCUGGGGAUGCAAAAUGGCGGUCACUGUCCCUGCUCCGGAGGAGCUUGAGUUCAGCCUGUUUCAUUCCACCUUAUAGAAUCGUAAGGGGAAGAGUUGACGAUAAACUUCAGUUUUUGCAUCAGAAUCACGCAGAACUCUGAGAUCUGCAGCAAGAAGUAGCAGUCGGGCCACUGUUCUCUGUCCAAGGCAGAGCUUCCCGAGUGGUGUGCCGGAGGAUUGGUCUCCUUGGCCUAGCGUCCCUGGAGUUGGGAAGCUCUCAUGUAAGGGACAGUUGACCCCUGCUUGCAUGUGAAGUGGUUGCCUCCUGAGGGUCCCAGUGUUGACUGAGCUGCCCUCCAGAGCGUGCGCUGUUCUCUAGGUGGACAUUAGGACAGACCAUUCUUUACUGGUCCUAAGGCUAUCAGUCAUAGAACUAGAAAGUGGGGGAGUUUUUGAUUAAAAGUGGGCUGGAUGAGCCUAUUGAGGCACUGGAGCCUUAAUGGGACCAGUCCAAUGAGCCCUGUUUCAGGAGUUGACACUCUUGGCUUCUCUUUUUAGCUUUGCCCUAGACAGGCUUGUUGAGCCUGUUGCAUCUUGGUUCUCAGUCUCUACCUCUGAAAUAAACUCCUUCCUCCCAUA